Messenger RNA from Thlaspi arvense, 555 nucleotides. The record is from the annotation of a GenBank genome assembly. NCBI's taxonomy places the organism in Eukaryota, Viridiplantae, Streptophyta, Magnoliopsida, Brassicales, Brassicaceae.
ACAUAAGGGCCCGAACAAGCAAGUAAAAAAAUAUACGCAAAAACUGUAUCAAACAGUAGUUACAAAACUCUAGACAUAAACGAAUCCUCAUAAUAAUAUCCCAAGGUUUGAGGCAAAAGACAACACAUGGCGGCAUCAAAAACAUCUGUUUUCAUCGUUUUCGUUCUUUAUCUCUCAUGCACAUUGUUGGUGAGCCUUUCUGGAACUCAAGCGCGUAGAUCAUGCAGGGUUGCAGCUGACUGUUUGGUGCUGUGUCGACGUCAAAUUGAGGGAUGUGUGGACGGAAAGUGCGUUUGUGAAUGGGGAAAACCGCCGGAGACUGAGCUGACCAAGACGAUACGGUGCAAGAAGGACAGUGAAUGUCCCGAUUCUCGUGAGUGCCCUAAAGACUACUAUUAUUCUUGUCUUCAUGGAGAAUGUACUUGCAUUGCUGUUUAAACCGAUGAUCUAUCAUAUCAUAAAAUAAUAAAAUCUAAAUUGUUUAAUUAAAAAAAAUCUUCGAUAAUUUAUUUCCUCCCUAUUAGUGAAAAACAAUCUCAAAAGGGUAAUUAAAAU